Messenger RNA from Lytechinus pictus (painted urchin), 1578 nucleotides. RefSeq lists its product as uncharacterized. The transcript is spliced from 7 exons. Gene Ontology annotation, molecular function: protein binding. The record is from RefSeq and is a predicted model, not a curated record. The coding region runs from base 1 to 1578 and encodes 525 amino acids. Gene Ontology annotation, cellular component: plasma membrane. Lineage: Eukaryota; Metazoa; Echinodermata; Echinoidea; Temnopleuroida; Toxopneustidae.
AUGCCUGUAUUGUUCUUAGAGAAUGGAGAAACGCUUCUCAGUGAUACAGACAAAGCCAAUGCUUUUGCUCGAUCUUUUGUCCAAGUUGGAGAAACUACCAAUGCUGACAGUUCGGAUAAAGAGAUCAAUAGGCAGUUUGAAAAUCUUCCUUUCAAGAACACAGGUAAUAUGCCUCAAGCAAUUAACGAACAAUUUCAGAUGAUAGAGUUAGAAAGUAUCCUACAAGAGAAUUUCAGUUGUUCAUUAUCAAACAUGAACGUGUCAAUGGCGAUGGUUUGUGAUGGAUAUUACGACUGUGAUCAUUACGAAGAUGAAUUAAAUUGCAAUAAUCCAGCUAUUUAUCUAAAGGAAGGGGAAUUGCACUCAAUCUCCAUACCACGCAACUACACAAGACGAUUUUACCACGUAACCGUGCUACAAACAAACGAUACGAAUGUAUUUCGAAUCGUGUUCCAAGAUUUCUAUAUCAGAUUUACCAAUCAAAUCCAAAUAGGGACAGGCACUGAUCCAGCUGAUACACAGUCCGUCACCAAAACUUUCUCUGGAUCUACUUCUUGCUGUCCUUGGGAUGUUUAUAUAGAGACCGAUAAUAUGUGGAUUGCUGUCAUAGGCGGACUGACUUACACCAAUCUUAAGAUUGAUGCGGACAUCGUUUCUUUCAACCUUUCAACUCUGUUUAAUUGUCCAAUGAGCAAUAUGAACGUGUCAUCAGAUGUUCUCUGUGAUGGAGUGUACCAUUGUGAUCAUUAUGAAGACGAAUCAACAUGCAAUUACACUGCGACGUAUCUGCAACUAGGUGAAUCUUAUUCAAUCGACAUACCACGCAACUACACUAGACGAUUUUACCACGCAACCGUGCUACAAACAAAUGAUACGAAAGGAUUUCGAAUCGUGUUCCAAGAUUUCUAUAUCAGAUCUACCAAUCAAAUCCAAAUAGGGAAAGGUACCGAUCCAUCUGAUCCACAGUCUGUCAUCACAAGUCUCUAUGGUACUAGAACCUCUUCUGAUGAUGUCUAUGUGGAGACCAAUAAGAUGUGGAUGGCUAUCAUAGGAGGACUGGCUGACACCAAUCUCUUCAUAGACGUUGGCAUCUUUGCUAUUGAUCUCUCAACCCUGUUUAAUUGCUUUGUGAGCAAUAAGAACGUGUCACUGGUAUCAGAUUUUCUGUGUGAUGGAGUGUACCAUUGCGAUCAUUAUGAAGACGAAUUAGCAUGCAAUUACUCAACGACGUAUCUGCAAUCAGGUGAAUCAUAUUCAUUCAUCAUACCACGCAACUACACCAUACGAUUUUACCACGCAACCUUGCUUCAAACAAAUGAUACGAAUGGAUUUCGAAUCGUGUUCCAAGAUUUGUUUCUCUCUUCUAGUCAUCGAAUCCAAAUAGGGGCAGGUACUGAUCCGUCUGAUCAACAAUCUGUCAUCACAACCAUCAAUGGAUAUAGAACUUGCUGCCCUGUUGAUGUCUACGUAGAGACCAAUAAGAUGUGGAUUGCUGUCACAGGUGGUCUGACUUACACCAAUCUUGAGAUUGAUGCGGACAUCAUUGCUUUCAAGCUUUCAAGUGAAUAUAUUUACUAG